Molecule: messenger RNA, 8888 nt
Organism: Nyctereutes procyonoides (raccoon dog)
Lineage: Eukaryota; Metazoa; Chordata; Mammalia; Carnivora; Canidae
Gene: ADAMTS12
Product: ADAM metallopeptidase with thrombospondin type 1 motif 12
Exons: 24
Coding region: 249-5381 (1710 amino acids)
Biological process (GO): extracellular matrix organization; proteolysis
Cellular component (GO): extracellular matrix
Molecular function (GO): metalloendopeptidase activity
Source: RefSeq, a predicted model, not a curated record
CUGGGCUGGGGACCCGGGCUGGGGACCUGGGCUGGGCGGCCAGUCCACAGCCCGCGGAAAGCAGGCGCUGCCCGCUCAAUCAGUCCCCUUUGGGGAGGGAAGGGGGAUCGGGGUCCCCAGCCCCUGGCGGCCGCUCCGUCCGCCCCUGGGCCAUGUCCCCUGCCUCUCUGCUCGGCCACGGGCGGGGACUUGAUCCCUUGAGCUGAGCGCUAGACCGCGUUGACUUUUCUGCCCCCAACAACUGAACCAUGCCAUGUGCCCGGAGGAGCUGGCUUGCAAGGCUCUCCGUUGUAGCUCAGCUCCUUAACUUUGGGGCCCUUUGCCAUGGGAGACAGGCUCAGCCCGGCCCGGUGCACUUCCCGGACAGGAGGCAAGAGCAUUUCAUCAAGGCCCUGCCUGAAUACCACGUGGUGGCCCCUGUCCGGGUAGACGCCAGCGGGCGGUUUCUGUCCUAUGGCUUGCACCCUCCCAUCACCAGCAACCGGAGGAGGAGAGAUUUGGCUGGCCCGGAGGAUCGGGCCUAUUACAGGAUUUCACAUGAGGACAAGGACCUGUUCUUUAACUUGUCGGUCACUCAGGGAUUUCUUUCCGAAAGCUAUAUCUUGGAGAGGAGACACGGGAACCUGUCCCACGUGGAGAUGGUGGCUUCCUCGGCGCCCCCCUGCCACCUGACGGGCACGGUUCUGCAACAGGGCACCAGGAUGGGGACUGCCGCACUCAGCGCCUGCCAGGGACUGACUGGGUUUUUCCAUCUACCACAUGGAGACUUCUUCAUUGAGCCCAUCAAAAAGCAUCCAGUGGCUGAGGGAGAGUACCACCCACACAUCAUUUAUAGGAGGCUGAGGCAGAGAGUUCCAGAACAGAAGGAACCAACAUGUGGAUUAAAGGAUGGCCUUGCCACCUCCCAGAAGCUGGAGCGACAGAGGGAGAAGUGGGAGAGGAACCACUGGCCCAGGAAAGGUCUGUCUCGGCGUUCCAUCAGCAAAGAGCGAUGGGUGGAGACGCUGGUGGUGGCUGACACGAAGAUGAUCGAGUAUCAUGGGAGUGACAGUGUGGAGUCCUAUAUCCUCACCAUCAUGAACAUGGUCACUGGGUUGUUCCAUAACCCAAGCAUUGGCAAUGCAAUUCACAUUGUUGUGGUUCGGCUCAUUCUCCUUGAAGAAGAGGAGCAAGGAUUGAAAAUAGUUCACCAUGCAGAGAAGACACUGUCCAGCUUCUGUAAGUGGCAGAAGAGCAUCAAUCCGAAGAGUGACCUCAACCCUGCCCAUCAUGAUGUGGCUGUCCUCCUCACCAGAAAAGACAUCUGUGCUGGUGUCAAUCGCCCCUGUGAGACUCUAGGUCUGUCUCACCUGUCAGGAAUGUGCCAGCCUCACCGGAGUUGUAACAUCAAUGAAGACUCUGGACUCCCUCUGGCUUUCACAAUUGCCCAUGAGCUCGGACACAGCUUCGGCAUCCAGCACGAUGGGAAAGAAAACGACUGUGAGCCCGUGGGCAGGCACCCAUACAUCAUGUCCCGCCAGCUCCAGUACAAUCCCACCCCACUGACGUGGUCCCAGUGCAGCAAGGAGUAUAUCACCCGCUUCCUGGACCGGGGCUGGGGGUUCUGUCUUGAUGACACCCCCCAAAAGAAAGGCUUGAAGUCCAAAGUCAUUGCCCCUGGAGUGAUCUACGAUGUUCACCAUCAAUGCCAGCUGCAGUAUGGCCCCAAUGCCACCUUCUGCCAGGAAGUAGAAAAUGUCUGCCAGACCCUGUGGUGCUCAGUGAAAGGCUUUUGUCGCUCUAAGCUGGACGCUGCUGCAGAUGGGACGCGAUGUGGUGAGAAGAAGUGGUGUAUGGCUGGCAAGUGUAUCACAGUGGGGAAGAAACCAGAGAGCAUUCCUGGGGGCUGGGGCCGCUGGUCACCCUGGUCCCACUGUUCCAGGACCUGUGGGGCCGGAGCCCAGAGUGCAGAGAGGCUCUGCAACAAUCCUGAACCAAAGUUUGGAGGGAAGUACUGCACUGGAGAAAGGAAGCGCUAUCGCUUGUGCAAUGUCCACCCCUGCCGCCCGGACACACCAACCUUCCGGCAGAUGCAGUGCAGUGAGUUUGACACCGUCCCCUACAAGAACGCCUUCUACCGCUGGUUUCCAGUUUUUAAUCCAGCACAUCCUUGUGAGCUCUACUGCCGACCCAUAGAUGGCCAGUUUUCCGAGAAAAUGCUGGAUGCUGUCAUUGAUGGUACCCCUUGCUUUGAAGGUGGCAACAGCAGAAAUGUCUGUAUUAAUGGCAUAUGUAAGAUGGUCGGCUGUGACUAUGAGAUCGGCUCCAACGCCACGGAGGAUCGCUGCGGUGUGUGCCUGGGGGACGGCUCGGCCUGCCAGACCGUGAAGAAGAUGUUUAAACAGAAAGAAGGAUCUGGUUAUGUUGACAUUGGACUGAUUCCAAAAGGAGCGAGGGACAUACGGGUAAUGGAGGUUGAGGGAGCUGGAAACUUUUUGGCCAUCAGGAGUGAAGAUCCCAAAAAGUAUUACCUCAAUGGAGGUUUUAUUAUCCAGUGGAACGGGAACUACAAGCUGGCAGGGACCAUCUUCCAAUACGACAGGAAAGGGGACCUAGAGAAACUGAUGGCCACAGGCCCCACCAAUGAGUCGGUGUGGAUCCAGCUUCUGUUCCAAGUGACCAACCCUGGCAUCAAGUAUGAGUACACAAUCCGGAAAGAUGGCCUUGACAAUGACGUGAACAAACUGGUGUACUUCUGGCAGUAUGGCCGCUGGACAGAGUGCAGUGUAACGUGCGGGACAGGUAUUCGCCGCCAGACUGCCCAUUGUGUGAAGAAAGGCCACGGGAUGGUGAAAGCUACCUUUUGUGACCCAGAAACACAGCCCAACGGGAGACAGAAGAAGUGCCAUGAAAAGGAUUGUCCACCCAGGUGGUGGGCAGGGGAGUGGGAAGCAUGCUCAGCAUCGUGUGGGCCCCAUGGAGAGAAGAAGCGAACAGUGCUAUGCAUCCAGACCAUGGGCUCUGAUGAGCAGGCCCUCCCAUCUAAAGACUGCCAGCACCUGCUGAAGCCCAAGACCCUCAUUUCCUGCAACAGAGACAUCUUGUGUCCUUCAGACUGGACCGUGGGCAACUGGAGUGAGUGUUCCGUGUCCUGCGGUGGUGGAGUGCGGAUCCGCAGCGUCACGUGUGCCAAGAACCAUGAUGAACCUUGCGAUGUGACCAGGAAACCCAACAGCCGAGCCCUCUGUGGGCUCCAGCAGUGCCCGUCCAGCCGCAGAGUCCUGAAGCCCAACAAAGGCGCGAUUUCCAGUGGGACAAAGCCGUCGGCAUCCAAGCCGGAGCCCCCGAAGGCCACCCCGGAGCCCAUCCCGGAGCCCAUCCCAAAGGCCACCCCAAAGCCCAUCCCGGAGCCCAUCCCGAAGGCCACCCCGGAGCCCAUCCCAGAGCCCAUCCCGAAGGUCACCCCGAAGGCCACCCCCGAGCCCAUCCCGGAGCCCAUCCCCAAGGUCACCCCGGAGCCCAGCCCGGAGCCCACCCCGGAGCCCAGCCCAGAGCCCACCCCGGAGCCCAGCCCGGAGCCCAGCCCGAAGGUCAUCCCGGAGCCCACCCCAGAGCCCAGCCCGGAGCCCAGCCCGGAGCCCAGCCCGGAGCCCACCCCGGAGCCCAGCCCGGAGCCCAUCCCGAAGGUCACCCCGGAGCCCACCCCGGAGCCCAGCCCGGAGCCCAGCCCGAAGCCCACCCCGGAGCCCAGCCCGGAGCCCAUCCCGAAGGUCACCCCGAAGGUCACCCCAGAGCCCAUCCCGAAGGUCACCCCGGAGCCCACCCCGGAGCCCACCCUGGAGCCCGUCCCUCCGACUCCUCGCAGCCCCGGGUCGCCGUCCACACCGCCGGGGCCCGAGUCCCUGAGCACGAGCGCCCGGGCGGCGCGCAUCCCGCCUCCCCCCACGGCCCCCGGGGGCGCCCGGCCCCCCCUCGCGUCCCGCCCGAGCAUCCAGCCGCGCGAGGCGAGCGUCCCCGCCUGGGACCCGGGUCCCACCUCCGAGGGAGACUUUCCCGCCGCGACGGUGGGCGGUUCCCGUUGGCCGCGGCCCGGCGCGCCUGCGUGGGGGCAGGUGACCCCCGCCUACGGCCCCGGGGCCAAAGAGGCAGGAGGGGACGCUCACAGCGGCUCCGGGGAAGGCGGCGAACAGUCUGAGAACAGAAGUGAAAACCACUCGGUCGCCUGGACCCAAACCCGAGCUCCCGCAGAGGAUGCUCCGGGGGCGCCGGGGGCGGAGAUGCCCCUUGGGGCGCCCCCAACGCCGUCCCUCGGGGCGGCGUCCCCGCGGGCCCCGUCCGGCCCCGACCCAGGGCCCGCUCCGCCGCCAGCCGAGGCGCCGGGCCCCGGGAGGCCAGCGCGCCCCCCCGCGCCCCGCGCAGGCCCCGGGCCAGCGGCCCCCCGCAGCGCCCCCCCGCCGCGGAGCCCCGGGCCCGGCCUGGCCGAGGCCGACGCGGAGGCCCUGAUCGCCGAGGGCUUCUUGCUCAACGCGUCCGGUUACCAGCGGCUCCUGCAGGGCGGCGGCUCCGCGCACUGGAUUGCGGGGAACUGGAGUGAGUGCUCCACCACCUGUGGCCUGGGGGCCUACUGGAGAAGCGUGCAAUGUAGCACCCACGUGGACUCUGACUGCGCCACCAUCCAGAAGCCUGACCCCGCUAAGAGAUGCCACCUCCGUCCCUGUGCCAGCUGGCAAGUGGGGAACUGGAGCAAGUGCUCCAGAAACUGCAGCGGGGGCUUCCAGAUCCGGGAGAUUCAGUGCGUGGACAGCCGGGAUCACCAGAGCCUGAGGCCAUUUCACUGCCAGUUCCUGGCUGGCAUUCCUCCCCCACUGAGCAGGAGCUGUAACGUGGAGCCCUGUGAGGAGUGGCAGGUGGAGCCCUGGAGCCAGUGUUCCAGGUCCUGCGGAGGCGGAGUUCAGGAGCGAGUGGUGACUUGUCUGGGAGGUCUCUGUGACUGGACAAAAAGGCCCACGCCCAAUGCGCCCUGCAACAGCCAGCCUUGCUGUCACUGGGCCACUGGGAACUGGGACCUGUGCACUGUUUCCUGUGGAGGUGGCUUUCAGAAGAGGACUGUUCAUUGUGUCUCCUCAGAGGACAAUGCAACUGAAGACAGAUGCCGGUGUGAUCACGAACCCAGACCUCCAGAAUUCCAAAAAUGCGGCCAGCAGGCCUGCGAGAAGAGUCCUGAUUUACUUUGCACCAAGGACAACUUAUCAGCCAGUUUCUGCCAAACACUAAAAUCCAUGAAGAAAUGCUCUGUGCCCACUGUGAGGGCUCAGUGCUGCCUCUCCUGUUCCCAGACACGCAUCGUCCUCACCCGAAGGCCAAGAAAGCCACAGUCGCUCAAAAACCCCAAAGGAUUCUAAGUCUGAAGGAAGUCACCCCGCACCACGGAAUGCAGCAGCCCACUGACUGACUCUCCCACGUUCUACCCCAGGGACCACUUCACUGAGGUUUUUUGGGGCCAACUUUGGCUGCAAACAAAAUUCACUGUGUUUUUUAGUCACAAAAUGCCCUUGCAAAAGGCAUGGGACUGAAGUGCCUGCUGCUCCUUGAUAGGCAGGUGAGAUAUCCAGGAGGAUCAGGCAUCUCCUGGGAUGGGCUCCUGGGGAAAGGUGCCAAAUUAGGUUAAGUCAGUGACAUGAUGUCUUUUCCCCCUUAAAAAUAAAAACAAAGGCACCAGAUUUUUCCCAGACUGCUUCAGGAGUAUCAGGAAAUAGAACCACAUGUAUCCAGGGAACAAAUCAUUGUAUCCAUUUACCUUUGUGAAAUCAUCCUUUUUUUCCCUCCCUACUUGGGGAAGCUGCUGUUUCAUAUGUCAAUGUCAUGGGAGAGCUUUCAGGAACAUUCCUUUAAUUCCCCCAGGCAGAGGGCCACUUUCUUCAGCCAGUACUCAACUGGGGCAGGGAGAGAGAGUGCUGGCUAUAUCACUCAGUCCCUAUAGGUGCGGUAUCUGGGCUGUUUAGAUUCCUGUGCCUGCUUAGAGACACGAGAAUAAGAGGAAAUCAUCAGAGGCUGUAGGAUUUAGUAAAGGUAAGGAAUUUAGCUUAAUUACAUGGAAGACAUUUAUGACUCAAGGAUAAUUUCCAUGAAAAACUCUUAAAGAGGAAAUGAAUAGAAAUCAGUUUCUUCUGGUAUAAGAAAAGAAACAUGAACCUUUAUUCUUCCCAGUUUCCUGCCAAAUACCUUUCCUUUGGAGAAGAGCAGAUGAGUCUUCCUGUCUGACUUUUCCUCUCCAGCAUGUUCCCUGCCUGAGUCAUCAACUCAGAGGCCCAACUGUCUUUCCACUGCUGGGCGUUUACACAAACAGCUGCCAUAGCCAGGUCCGUGGCUACAAUACACCCCCACCUACCCCUAGGAUGGGAAUGGAGCUCAAGAUUUAAAUAUUUCAGAGAACCAGGUAAAAUUCAUUAAGUACAAGAACUUGAUACAAACUUCUAGUCUUGAGGAAAAAAAAAAAAACCUCAAAAGUGAGAUAAACAUGACCUACUCCCCAGUACUCCCAAUAGUUACUUUUGAGGGGGGAGCAGGUAAGUCAGGAGAGUCCAAAACAGUAAAAUGAACAUGCAAAUGCUUGUUCUUGAUGUUCUCACCACCUAUCGGGAAGCUGUGGUCUCAAAUACAAGGCAAAUAUCCUAGUUUCUAAGGGGAGGCAUCUACAUAAACUGAACCCAGACAGCAAGGAUGGGUGGGUGGGUGGGCCUCAAGGGGAAGAAGUCUUCAGAACCAGCUCUUGACAGGGGGGAAGACAGGGAUGUGGCCUUCACGUAAGGAGCAGCAUAUUAGACUCAUGCGCAGGCCCAGCACAGUUACUACUCACCAGGAGCACAGUGUCCCGCAGCUCCCUUGAAUUACCUACCCCUUCAGCAGAAUGGUGCUAUUGAAAAACGGUGCUAAUAUCUAGAUGGUGGCAGGACGAGUAUAAACCUAUAGAUACUUGUACGAGUGGGCAAGUCCAUCUACAGCUGUUAGAUGUGUAAUGGUGUUGCUGGCCAAUGCCGGUUUUACUGCUUGGAUACCAGAAGCUUAAAAUUGUUUUUGAUGUGCUUUUAUUUUUCAAGCCAUUAAUGUGUAAUUAUUCUGAUAAAUUCCUGUGGAAAAUAAAACACUGGGGCUGGGAGGGAACUUAAGAAGAAAAACAGGAUGAAAACAGAUAUGUUUACCUAAAGCCAGGGGGUUUAUUUCUUGAUAAUGACAUUCCUGUGUUCUCUGUCUUUAAAUGCAAACAUUGCUGGCUGGUGACACUCUCUGGUGAAAUAACCAUUUUAGAGAGAAGAGACUUAAAUUGUUAGUGACGUGAGUGGAGGAUAUACUGAUUUUUUUUUCACAGACUAUCCUGCAAGUAGAGUGUGGACUUUCAGGGCGCUGAAUUUAGUCAUCUGGGCUGAGUUACUUCACCUGGUACUGUACUAGCUAUCAUGGGCUUCUGCGUGUCAUCAGGGACCUGGAUAUGACUAGUCUUUCAAAACUCAGGAACAAACCCAGAUCUCUACUGACCUCAGCAAACUCAACAAGGCCAGAUUUCCCAAUUCACAAAAUGGGCCAUGUUAUUUAUGACCUACAUGGUGGAGAGGAUGAUAGACAUGUGGGGAGGGGUCUGGCCAGAUACUCUAUUCUAGGCCUUUCUCUAGUUUCUCAAAGACAGGAAGUUAGCCCCUGAUCAUGCACACGUUCGCUUCCUAUUUGGAGGCUGUGUUGUGGGAUAGCUGUGUGGCAUCCAUCAUUCUGGUCUCCAGGAUAGAAAUAGCCCUUGCUGUUAGUCAUCUGACACAGUUGUUACCUUGACAGUCACUCAGCUUUGGAUCAUCAGGGUUUUGACAGGUCCCUGUGCUUGCAAUCGGAGAGGGGAGGCUCUGAAGACAAGAACUUACAUGCUGUCUUCUCCAUUCCUUUGAUACUCAUGAGGGACAGCACAGAGCUGCAUCACUGGUUUGUUUAAUACUUGUCUUCUUUUCUUCCCACCUUGAACAAGCAAGUGAAAAGUGUAGCAAGACACACUGGAUACACAUCUCCCAUGAACCAGAGAAGCCACACAGUGUCUGGUGCUUAAAUCCAGCAAGGUUCUUGAGCCCACUUUGGUUUACAUUGCCUUUCACAUGGUAGAGUUCACUGUACUCUGAAAAGUGGUGGGCUAAUUUAAUUCUUGAACGUUAAAACAUAAUGCACCAUGAGAAAACAAUAUUUCAAGAGACCCGUGAAUACUUUUCUAAACAAUCAUUUUGUGGAUAUGACAAUUGCCUCUUCGUGGGAAUGACUUGUUUUAUGAUGGGUUUUCUUGGUGCAAUCAUCCCAGUGUGGUGCUUUCAGAUAUUUAGUGAAUGUUUUUGAUAACUUUCCUCAAGUUUCUGAAACCAAUUUGAGAGAUUUGUAUUGUAUCAUAAUUUCCCAAUCAGUUGGCUAAAAUUCUUCAGACUCUAAAAGCUACACAUUACCACCGCAGAGAUUGCAGGUCUUAGCUCUUCUUCCACUAACUUUAAGAUAAAGUCCUGGAACAGUGUAUCUGGUGCUCACUACACAGCGAUUCACUUUCAGGGGAGAGACCACAUGACAUGAACUGCCUGGUGCUGUAACUUAGCCAACAUUUUGGAUGCUACUCCUGUUUUGUUGCAUUGCUAAUUCAAAUAUUAUUAUUCGUAUUAAUUAUUAUUUUAAGUUAUGUCAUUUAAAAAAAACAUAGUUCAACCUAUUAUUGUCCUCCAAAGUGGUUGUAUGAUGUAUAUGGCCCAACCUAUUUGCUAUCCCUACAUCUCUGUGCAGCACUGCUUUGCAAGGCCAAGCCUCCUUAAGGGGUACCUUGGUGGGUACCUCAGUAUUUAAAACCAGAUUGUAUUCAUAGCCUGCCAUUGCGUGGCAUUAAUAAAUGGCUGAACUCA